CCUUCUAUCUAAAUAAAUUAAUUAAAAAAACAAAAAAUAAAGGGAGGGCUAUGGCAGAUGCUGGUUUCGAUCGCGUUCCUCCGUCGUUUGAUCGUGUGAAAAAUGCAGCAGGGGGUGGUGUUGAAGCUCAAGGAUUGAACCCAGGAUUGAUUGUGUUACUCGUUGUCGGUGGACUGCUUCUGUCAUUCCUCAUCGGAAAUUACGUGCUAUAUGUUUAUGCCCAAAAGACCCUUCCUCCCAAGAAAAAGAAGCCCAUCUCCAAGAAGAAGAUGAAGAAGGAGAGGCUUAAGCAAGGAGUAUCAGCACCCGGCGAAUAGAUGUAAUUUGUUUCUUCUUUCCCUUACAAAUUUGAGUCGGCUGUUUUCUCUAGAGAUCGCGCGUAAAAUACUUUAUAUUUUGUUUUGUAUUAGACAAGUACAAAAAAAUUAGUUAUCGUUUAUUUAACAAA
Molecule: messenger RNA, 448 nt
Organism: Erythranthe guttata (spotted monkey flower)
Lineage: Eukaryota; Viridiplantae; Streptophyta; Magnoliopsida; Lamiales; Phrymaceae
Product: DNA-binding protein S1FA
Biological process (GO): regulation of DNA-templated transcription
Cellular component (GO): nucleus
Molecular function (GO): DNA binding
Source: RefSeq, a predicted model, not a curated record